Messenger RNA from Rotaria sp. Silwood1, 171 nucleotides. The record is from the annotation of a GenBank genome assembly. Lineage: Eukaryota; Metazoa; Rotifera; Eurotatoria; Philodinida; Philodinidae.
CUUAUUGCUAUAGCUGAUGGUUUAUUAUUAUUUAAGAUUCAUCAUUUAUAUCGUCAAUCGAAUGCUAAUCUUGAACAAGCACAACUAGAAUUUCAAUCGGCUUUUGCUAAUAAUCGAACUGUACGUGGAGCAGCACGAGAAGUUGCUUCAUCUGGUAUCAAUCAAACAUAA